This is a messenger RNA of Chironomus riparius, 548 nucleotides long. Lineage: Eukaryota; Metazoa; Arthropoda; Insecta; Diptera; Chironomidae. The record is from the annotation of a GenBank genome assembly.
CAAAAAAAAUUGUUUCAUAAAUAUUGCAGCAUAAAAUAUAAUGUUAAAUUAACUUACGUAAAAGUCUUAAUCGGAGAUAUUAACAAAAUAAUGGCAAAGUAUAUAGCACAAAUAAUUGUUUUAGGUGGUCAAGUUAUUGGUAGAGCUUUCGCGAGAGCCUUGAAACAAGAAAUUGCUGCGAGUCAAGAGGCAGCAAAAAGAAAUCAAAAUAGUAGUACCUCAACUAGAGCAGCUACAACGAGGACAGGAUUAACUCUCGAAGAGGCCCAACAAAUUUUAAAUGUAAAUAAACUAGAUCCAGAGGAGAUACAGAAAAACUACCAACAUUUAUUUGCGGUAAAUGACAAGUCUAAAAGCGGUUCCUUUUAUCUUCAAUCAAAAGUUUUCCGAGCGAAAGAGAGGCUCGAUGAAGAGAUUAAAGGUACUGCUAAGCCAGAUCCUGAGGAAAAAAAAGGCUCUAAAGAAAACGAAUGACAGUAAAUCAAAACUUACGUAGCAUUGUUGAAUUCCUGAACACCUGAAUAAAAUAUUUUAGUUAAUAAUCUUAA